AUGUGGUCGCCUGUGUUUGAGAAAAUGUUUACGUCAGAGUUUAAAGAAAAGAACUCUUGUGAAAUUCCUCUACCGGGCAAAAAAGCAAGUGAGAUCAAGGAGCUUCUGCUGAUUAUCUAUCCAACUAUAUCUGGAAAAGCGUGGAAAACUGUAACGAAUGAAAAUUGCUACUUCCUGUUGAAGCUCGCUGAUGAGUAUCAGAUGGAAGACAUUCGCAAGAGGUGCGAAGAUGUUUUGGUCGAUUUGGUUUCUAAAAAGCCGGGAAAUAACUUCCUUGCUGAUCUUACGUUUGCACAGACCUACAAGUUAGAAAAACUACUUGGAACAAUCGUCAACAAAGCUCGUCAACUAACGCUGAGUGAUUUUAGAAGUCACGAGAUGUAUGAUAAAAUGGAUCCGCAUAUUUACAAACAGAUUGUGGAGGGAAUUAUAGAAAGGCUUGAGAAGAAUUUGAGCAGCUAUAAAAAGGCCUAUUAUAGAUAA
Molecule: messenger RNA, 483 nt
Organism: Orbicella faveolata
Lineage: Eukaryota; Metazoa; Cnidaria; Anthozoa; Scleractinia; Merulinidae
Product: BTB and MATH domain-containing protein 36-like
Source: RefSeq, a predicted model, not a curated record